Phlebotomus argentipes is the source of this 2219-nucleotide messenger RNA. RefSeq names its product protein arginine N-methyltransferase 7 (gene Art7). Gene Ontology annotation, molecular function: protein-arginine omega-N monomethyltransferase activity. Lineage: Eukaryota; Metazoa; Arthropoda; Insecta; Diptera; Psychodidae. The coding region runs from base 56 to 2152 and encodes 698 amino acids. The transcript has 3 exons. The record is from RefSeq and is a predicted model, not a curated record. Gene Ontology annotation, biological process: peptidyl-arginine methylation.
GCGUGACAUAACCUCACACACCGGCCAUGAAGUGGUUUGUUUUGGUGCGGAUUUCAUGCUGAAAGUGUGCAGUAAAGCACUGGCCAGAGUGAUGAGUACCUUCACGCAAGUGUUCAAUCCCAUCUCGGGGCAGAUGGAGUGGCAAGUUUGCAGUUCUGACUAUGAUUUCUACCAGGAAGUCGCCAGAUCCGACUAUGGCGACAUGCUGCACGACACCGAGCGCAAUGUGAAGUACUACCGAGCCCUCCGUGGGGCCAUCGCCAAGGUGCGCGCUCGUGGGAUGCAGGCGAACGUGCUGGACAUUGGCACGGGCACGGGACUGCUGUCGAUGAUGGCUGUGGCUUCAGGAGCACACUCUGUGGUAGCGUGCGAAGCCUUCAAGCCCAUGGCGGACUGCGCCGAGAAGAUCAUCGAGCGAAAUGGCAUGAGCGACAGAAUAAAGCUGAUCAAGCUGCGCUCAACGGAGAUCCAGAUUGGACGUGAUAUGGCAGCGAAGGCGAAUAUUUUGGUAACUGAAGUCUUUGACACGGAAUUGAUUGGCGAGGGCGCGAUCGACAUCUUUCGGCAUGCCCACAAGAAUCUCCUGGAAGCGGAUGCCAUCGUCAUUCCCAGCUUCGCCACGAUAUACGCUCAGGUGGCUGAAAGUCCCUUCGUGGCGGCCUUCAACAAGCCUAAAGUGCUGGCGAAUCUGGACGGAGAAAUCCUCCUGAAGACACCCGAACAGAUGGUGAAAUGUCCAGGAUCCACAUCUCUGCACGAGAUCCAACUCAAUCAACUGCCCAGUGAUGCAUUCCGGACUCUGACAGAGCCUCAGGCAGUCUUUACGUUUGACUUGAGCGGGAAGAGUGAGCUGGAGAAUGACCGGAGGAGCGUUGUUGAAGUGAAAUCCCAGCGAGCAGGCACAGCUCAGGCAGUGUUCAUGUGGUGGGAUCUCCGGAUGGACGAAGAGGGUGCUAUUCUUCUGAGCUGUGCCCCUUUCUGGGCACAUCCGGACUUUGAGCGCCUCAAAUCCGAGGCUUCCCCGAGAAAACCCCUACCGAAUGUGAUUCCCUGGCGUGAUCACUGGAUGCAGGCGAUUUACUAUUUCCCAGAGAACAUCACUCUGCAGAAGGAUCAGUCAUUUAGCCUCAUUUCUUACCACGACGCCCUGUCGCUGUGGUUCGACAUCUCCACGAGCAUUCCGGAGGAACGAACGCUGGCGCCACCCUUUUGCACGUGCGGCCUGCACGUGGCGUGUUCCAGAAGCCGAAUCGGCCAGUUAAACGAUCACCAGAGGAACAAGAAAUUCCUCCGCAUGCUGGAGAGCCUUCCGUCCAACGCCACAGUUCUCACAAUUGGCGACGGAAGUCUCCUGGGUUUGGCGACAGCCAAGAUCGCUCGGACAAUCUUUUACUUGAACUUCAACUACUUCUCAGAGAAGAUCACGAGGCUCUACGUGAAGGCCAAUGAGCUGCAGAACGUGACAGUCGUGAACAACGUGGAGGACAUCGAGAAGCGGCUGCAGGAAGUGACGCACGUGGUGGCGGAGCCGCACUUCAAUACUUCCAUUUUGCCGUGGGACAAUCUGUUCUUCUUCAAGUUCCUGCACUCGAGGCUGCCGCAACUUCUGGGCAAUGUCUCAGUGUCGCCUAUGAAGUGUGACAUCAUGGCAGUGCCUGUGGAGUUUUUGGACCUGCACAAGAUCAGGAAGCCGCUGCGGAAUGUCGAGGGAUUCACCAUUGAGGACUUCGAUCAGAUGCUGGAGAAGGCUUCCGCCUUGGCAGACUCGAAGUUUGAGGCUCAUCCACUCUGGGAAUAUCCUUGUCUGGCGCUUGCGGAUCCCCUGAAGAUCUUCUCAAUAGACAUUGAGCACUUCCCAGAAGCUUCCAAAACGUCUUCAGUGAAAUCUGUCUUCAAGAGUCCUGGUCAGUGCAACGGAGUGGCUUUCUGGGUCGUGUGGCAUCUGGAUCGCUCUGGAAGUGAGAAGAGUCAAGUGGGAAUGGGUCCCAGGGAGCCAAUCAAGCCGGGAGAGUUCAUAAAAUGGGACCCAUUCGUGAAACAGGGCGUCUUCUUCGUCGUUGAGCCUCUGGUGGCGAGCGAAGACCAGGAAUGCACGUUGGAGGUGACUUUCAACGCGACGACAGGACCUGUUGAUUGUAAGCUCACCGCGUGAGUCCCUGAGGAGAGGGAUUAUUGAUUAAACAAGGGUGUGGAGAAAAGGUUUCUGGGUUUGAUCGAUU